GUCGUUCUUGUUUCUACUUCUCUUCACUCUUUUGGUAUAUCCAUUCCAUACAACGCAACAUCUUUUGUCACAAUGAAGUUCACUCCUGUUAUCUUAGCCGUUGCCCAGGUGGCAUCCGCUCAUUACUUCUUCGACACCGUGGUUCAAGAUGGUGCCGCCGGAAAGUCUUUCCAAUACAUCCGAGACUUCACCCGUGCCACCAAGUACAAUCCGAUCAAGUUCUCGAACAACCCGGCUGCCGAUAUUCGCGAUGGUUCCUACAUCGACGGCCCGGACAGCAGAUGCAACCAGGGAGCUUUCACCAACGCCGCCAAGACGCAGGUCCUCGACGUCACUGCGGGAAGCGACGUUACGGUGAAGCUUGGCGUGGGCGCUACCAUGCAGCACCCUGGGCCUGCCCUGUACUACAUGUCGAAAGCUCCUGAUGGCAGCGUCAAGGACUACGACGGCUCGGGUGACUGGUUCAAGAUUGGCGAGACGGGCGUUUGCACCCAGAGUGGUGACUUCACCAAAGACGCUUGGUGCACUUGGGACAAGAACACUCUUACCGCCACUAUUCCCAAGGAUACGCCAUCUGGCGAGUACCUCCUGCGCUUCGAGCACAUUGGCGUCCACAAGUCGUUCGACCACGAGCCUGAGCACUUCGUUUCUUGCGUCCAGGUCAAGGUCACAGGAGGCGGCAACGGGACUCCCGGCCCGCUGGUCAAGUUCCCUGGCGCCUACAAGUAUACCGAUCCCUACGUGAGCUUCAGCCUCUACAACGGAUACAAGGCUUUCCCGAUGCCUGGUCCUGCUGUGUGGACCGGCGGAUCGAGCGACGUCAACAGCACCUCGGCAGCUGAAGCAACGGUCCCGAGCAGCUUGCCUUCGACGACCCUGAUCACCGCGACUCGUUCUGCCACCCCCAGCGCAAAGGCUAGUGCCGCUUGCGCCAAGCUCCGCCACUGAUGAGUCUGACCAUCAGCAAUAAGAGGCAUAGAAUUCUGCCUCUGAUAUCACUCACCCUGGAUGGGUGAUGAAGUGUGUCAGAAUGAAGGCUUCUGCUUGUUGUUCAGAUGCUACUGUAGGCGGUGUGUUACCUGAGUCCUCUUCUCAUUCUCCUGUACAGUGUUAGAGACAAACUUGGAGCUAGCAUAGCCAACGGAAUAUAUAUUAUCGCAUUCCUAUGGAAAGUCUGUGCUCCAGAUGUGCUCUUACUGAUGGAGGCUGCGGAUACUUGUGUUCAAGAUGUAUCCUUAAGCUCUUGUACAUGGAUUAUGUUAUCCAAAGCAAGCAACACCGCAAGUACGUUCCUCUUGAAGGAAACAAAGAACAUGUUUGGUAUUCCUUGAUUGAACCUGAAUCAUUUCGUCCUAUUAUUGACUUCUUCACAUUUAAAAAAGAAAGAGCAGAGUGACUCUCAAACCGCCAUCACCUCGUCAACUGACA
Molecule: messenger RNA, 1428 nt
Organism: Colletotrichum acutatum
Lineage: Eukaryota; Fungi; Ascomycota; Sordariomycetes; Glomerellales; Glomerellaceae
Product: glycosyl hydrolase family 61-domain-containing protein
Exons: 3
Coding region: 73-948 (291 amino acids)
Source: RefSeq, a predicted model, not a curated record